Molecule: messenger RNA, 2580 nt
Organism: Miscanthus lutarioriparius
Lineage: Eukaryota; Viridiplantae; Streptophyta; Magnoliopsida; Poales; Poaceae
Source: the annotation of a GenBank genome assembly
AUGCAGCUCCUCUUGCCGGCCGCAUCAUCCUCACCUUUCUUCCCUCCUCGCGUCGUCCUCAAAGGUCCAUGCCGUAUCCGUAUCCAUGGCAAAGCAGGUGCUGGUGCUGGUGCUGGUGCUGGAGGUGCGGGCGCGACGGGGCCCCGCGGCAACCUCAGGCUCGGCGGGUUCGCCGGGUGGUGGAGACCGCAGCAGCAUCAGCAGGCCCCGUCCCCGGCGACGACAACGCAGCAGCCCGACAACGUAUCCAGUGCUAAAGUGUUCCAGACCACCCGUGUCCAAACCGAGACUGAAACUGCGAAAUGGCCAGGGAAACCACAAGAUCUUGAUGACUACCAAGUGAUCCCUGAGGUGGUACAUACCCAGGCUGAUGAGACAGAGCUGCAGCCACUUAUCGAUCAAGUGAGGGCGAUGCUAAGAUCAAUGAACGACGGGGACAUCAGCAUCUCGGCGUACGACACGGCGUGGGUGGCGCUGGUGCCGAAGCUGGACGGCGGUGGCUUCCAGCCCCAGUUCCCGGCCACCGUGCGUUGGAUCGUCGACCACCAGCUGCCUGACGGCUCCUGGGGCGACUCGGCCUUGUUCUCUGCCUAUGACCGAAUGAUCAACACCCUCGCCUGCGUCGUUGCACUUACGAAAUGGUCUCUCGAGCCUGAAAAAUGCAAGGCAGGGCUCUCGUUUCUCCACGAGAAUAUGUGGAGGCUAGCAGAGGAAGAGCAGGAGUCGAUGCCCAUCGGCUUCGAGAUCGCGUUCCCUUCUCUCAUUCAGACAGCUAGGAACCUGGGCAUUGACUUCCCGUAUGAUCACCCGGCUUUGCAGAGCAUAUACUCCAACAGGGAAAUCAAGCUGAAGAGGAUCUCAAAGGACAUGAUGCAUAGAGUCCCUACGUCCAUUCUGCAUAGCCUUGAAGGAAUGCCUGAUCUGGACUGGGCAAGGCUUCUGAAUCUCCAAUCAAGUGAUGGAUCAUUCUUGUAUUCUCCUUCGUCUACUGCAUAUGCACUUAUGCAAACUGGUGACAAGAAGUGCUUCGAAUAUAUCGAUAGGAUUGUCAAGAAAUUCGAUGGAGGAGUCCCCAAUGUUUAUCCAGUCGAUCUUUUUGAGCACAUCUGGGUCGUUGAUCGGUUAGAGCGACUCGGGAUCUCCCGCUACUUCCAACGAGAGAUUAAGCAAUGCAUGGACUAUGUGAACAGGCACUGGACUGAAGAUGGGAUUUGCUGGGCUAGGAACUCUACUGUAAAAGAUGUGGAUGACACAGCUAUGACUUUCCGACUACUAAGGCUACAUGGAUACAAUGUCUCCCCAAGUGUGUUUAAGAAUUUUGAGAAAGAUGGAGAGUUCUUUUGUUUUGUGGGGCAAUCAACUCAAGCCGUCACUGGGAUGUACAACCUCAACAGAGCCUCUCAGAUAGCUUUUCAAGGGGAGGAUGUAUUGCACCGUGCUAGGAUUUUCUCAUAUGAGUUUCUCAGACAAAGAGAAGCCCAAGGCAUGCUCCGUGACAAAUGGAUCAUUGCGAAGGAUCUAGCUGGCGAGGUACAAUAUACACUAGACUUCCCUUGGUAUGCAAGCUUGCCUCGUGUCGAGGCAAGAACGUAUCUAGAUCAGUAUGGCGGUAAAGAUGAUGUUUGGAUUGGAAAGACCCUCUACAGGAUGCCUCUUGUCAAUAACGACACAUAUCUUGAUUUGGCAAUAAUGGAUUUCAACCGUUGCCAAGCUCUACAUCAGCUUGAGUCUAAUGAGCUUCAAAUGUGGUACAUAGAGAAUUGCCUUGACACUUUUGGAGUGCAACCACAAGAUGUUUUAAGAGCUUAUUUUUUAGCUGCGUCUUGCAUUUAUGAACCUAGUCGUGCUGCUGAGCGGCUUGCAUGGGCUAGAACAUUAAUGAUUGCCAAUGCCAUUUCUACACAUCUUAAUGACAUUUCGGCAGACAAGAAGAGAUUAGAAUGUUUCGUGCACUGUCUCUAUGAAGAAAGUGAUGUAUCAUGGCUUAAAAGAAAUCCUAAUGAUGCUAUUCUCGAGAGGGCACUUCGAAGAUUUAUUAACUUAUUGGCACAAGAAGCAUUGCCAAUUCAUGAAGGACAAAGGUUCAUACAAAGUCUACUGAGUCUUGCAUGGACCGAAUGGAUGCUGCAAAAGGCAAAUAAGGAAGAAAACAAAUAUCACAAAUCCAGUGGUAUAGAACCACAAUACAUGGUUCACGACAGGCAAACAUAUUUGCUUUUAGUCCAGGUUAUUGAGAUUUGUGCUGGACGAAUUGGUGAGGCUGUAUCAGUGAUAAACAACAAGGAUAGUGAUUGGUUUAUUCAACUCACAUGCAAUACUUGUGAUGGUCUUAACCACAAGGUGUUACUUUCCCAGGAUGCCGAGAAGAAUGAAGCAACAAUAAAUUGCAUUGACAAGGAAAUCGAGUUGAAUAUGCAAGAACUUGCUCAAUCUCUGCUCCUGAGGUCUGAUGAGAAAACCACCAAUAAGAAGACCAAGCAAACCUUAUGGAAUGUCCUAAGAAGUUCAUACUAUGCUAGUCAUUGCCCACAACAUAUCAUUGAUACACAUGUUUCCAAGGUUAUCUUCGAGCCCGUUUAA